Messenger RNA from Triplophysa dalaica, 1630 nucleotides. It is a transcript of the gene trmt10c, whose product is annotated as tRNA methyltransferase 10C, mitochondrial RNase P subunit. The record is from RefSeq and is a predicted model, not a curated record. Gene Ontology annotation, cellular component: nucleoplasm; nucleus; mitochondrion. The transcript is spliced from 2 exons. Gene Ontology annotation, molecular function: tRNA binding. Gene Ontology annotation, biological process: positive regulation of mitochondrial translation; mitochondrial tRNA 5'-end processing. Bases 144 to 1565 code for a protein of 473 amino acids. Lineage: Eukaryota; Metazoa; Chordata; Actinopteri; Cypriniformes; Nemacheilidae.
UUUUGUUGUUGCACACCGGCGAUCGUAAUGACAGCAUGCAGCGUGUGUCCUUUUGAAGGAUCAACAGUAAAUUCUGAGAGAACAUACAGUUGAUAUGGUAUCCCUACAGAAAGCACUUGUGUAAUUUUGGAAAGACGUCAGUGAUGAUGCUUCAGAGAUUUUGCUCACGGGCUGUGCGAUGGAGAAACACCUCUGCCCCAUUUCAGACUGUUUUGAGGAAACAUGUGGUGUGUUUCAGAUUUCUGGUGGCCUGCUCAGUUUCUUCUGAACGUGUCUUAACUCGACCCAUCAGCACCAGCUGGAGCGUCCGGAAAGAUGAAGCAGUUCCUGCUGAAAAACUUGAUCUGGACAUCUGGAAAUCCAUGAUGAAAUCUCAGGCCCUGCAUGAGGAGAGAAACGACGAGGAGAAUUUAACUCCACGUGCCGAGGCCGAGCCGUCUAUGAUGGACGCCAAUCGAGAGCUGGUGGAGAUGUGGCAUCACGCUGGAAAGAUGGUCCCGAAGACUAUCACAGAUGAGCAGCUGGAGCAUCUCUCUGGACUGACCACGAAGUCUGCUAAAAAGAAGUUUCUCAAGUUCUUGGCCGUCAAGGAACGGCACAAGGUCAUCAAGAAGGAGAAGAAGGAAGAAAAGAAUUUGGAGAGGAAAGCGGAGGUUGAUGAUGAAUGUGAAAAAGAUGUUGGAGAUGCCUUGAAGAACACAUUCCUGUUGAGGUUCUGGAGCCGGUCUAUGGACACGCUUCUAAACUGGAGGGGUGCGCAGACCAUGCGCUUCGGGCAGCCGUUGGUGUAUGACAUGAGCUACGAGCAGCACAUGACACGGAGAGAGAUAGAAAACACCAUUUCACAGCUGAUGGAGAUGGAGGGAUGGAACCGUAGAUCCGUCGACCCCUUUCACCUGCAUUUCUGUAACCUUCAGCCCAAUGGAACCUAUUACAAAGAACUCCUUAAACGCUACGGAACAGAGACCUGGGAACGUCUGUUCAUCACAGCAACAGCUCGCCAACACGUGGAGAUGUUUCCUCAAGAGAGCAUCGUCUACCUCACGGCCGAUUCUCCAAACGUCCUGCAUCGCUUUGAUCACAGUAAAGUGUAUGUCGUGGGUGCCAUGGUCGACCGUUCCAUACAUACAGGUGUGUCUUUGGCCAAUGCGAAACGCUUUAGACUGGCCACCGCUCGCCUUCCUCUCGAUGAAUACCUGGACUGGGACUCGGGUGCGAAGAACUUGACCCUGGAUCAGAUGAUCCGCAUUAUGACCACCAUUAAAGAAACAGGGAGCUGGCAGAAAGCUUUAGAGUUUGUGCCUAAAAGGAAACACAGUGGCUUUUGUCAGAACAGAAGCGCACAGCCGAGAUAUGGGAUGCUGAUGAACAGAGAUGAAGACAGGGAGAGAGAAAGAGACAGAAUAUUUUUGAGUAAACGGAGAAGCCCAUCGAGUAAUAAUAUUUGGAAAGAAUCUGUCCGCGUGUCCAGUGACCGCAGUAAAGUUCAGACGGCGAUGAGAAAUAAAACAGAUGGACAGAAAAUAAAAAAAGAGAGGAGGAACCGGUUGGAGGAUAAUGAAUAAUACAAUUUUUAUAACAUUAUUACUGUAAUGUACUGGUUCAAAAGAAAUAAAUCAUGUGUUCAGAU